UGGUGGGAGAGGCCGGAAGUGUAGCGAGCAUAGUAGUGUGUCGGUGCUCAGGAUGGGGAUUGUGGUGUACAUCACAACGGUGACCGGUUCCCGGGAGAUCAAAUCACAACAAUGUGAACUAAUGCGGAUCCUGGACAGUAAGAACAUAAAGUAUGAAACGAUAGACAUCUCUGUGGAUAACAAUAUCCGGGAGGAAAUGAGGCAGAAGGCUGGGGACCCCAAAGCUUUUCCACCCCAGGUCUUCAAUGGGGACAAGUAUUGUGGGGACUUUCCAAAGUUUUCCGCUGCCGUAGAAGAGGAUAUUCUGGAUAGUUUUCUUGCUGCUUAAAGACUACACCGAGGCUCUCGCUAUCAUCAACUCAUUCCUCAUCUACUGAACCUCAGUUACUGGGUUUAUCUUUUACUGAUGCAUUUUUUUUUUUCUUGUCCAACCUCCAUGUGACCAAUUAUUUUUAUCAUUCCUGUAAACUACUUCAUAUAACAUUCCAAAUCAUUAUUUUAUUCAUUCCUGGGAUACUGGAAGUAUGAAAACCCUUUAAUAUUUUGCCAUAUGUUACUUUGCUUUCUUUCCCUUCCUGGCAAUUUAAAGGGUCUCGCCACCCCCUUAGCACAACAUUUCUGGACUCAUUCCAUGUUUUUCCUGCCAAAGAGGAAGUGAAAAAGUCUUCCACCUUACAAAUAAACAGCUGUUAAAGGGA
Bombina bombina (fire-bellied toad) is the source of this 698-nucleotide messenger RNA. RefSeq names its product SH3 domain binding glutamate rich protein like 3 (gene SH3BGRL3). The coding region runs from base 53 to 328 and encodes 91 amino acids. Gene Ontology annotation, cellular component: cytoplasm. The transcript is spliced from 3 exons. The record is from RefSeq and is a predicted model, not a curated record. Lineage: Eukaryota; Metazoa; Chordata; Amphibia; Anura; Bombinatoridae.